UCUCGUUUCCCAGCAUAUGAUGACACGGUCUAGAUCUAACUAACGUUGUCUAGAAGAGAAAAUGUAUUAACACCGUCAAAUAUCAGCCAACUCGAAGAAAGGUACACUCUUUGUAAAGACGAUUCAACUCUCAAAAUGAUCACCUUGUUUCUUUCUUCUCAUAUUUUCUGAUAUCCUCCUUAUUUUCUUCUCACACCAAAUUCUUCCAUUGACUUGUUAGUGUCUGUUUACACCUACCCCACUUUUGAUCGACCCCCUCUUUGAAAGCAAACAACACCAAGAGGAGGAGAAACGAAACAAGUAAAGCAAACAUCCUCAUCAUCAGACGACAAGACUCUGAUUUUUAUCUUAUUAUCUCCUCCACCACCAUCAUCAUCAUUUCUUCAUUCUUUCUCAUUUUUCAACCCACAAUUAAUGUAUGGAAAACUCAAGUGAGAAUUUUCUGUAAACCCCAUUUAAUCUCUUGUCAAAAUAUCAUCUCUUUCUUUGUUUAUAAAACAUGUCUUCUUCUUCACUUGUUGAUUUUCUAUUCUUUGUUAUGUUCUACUUGCUAUGUUUCUAUACAAACUCAUCAUAUUCAGAUCCAAGAGCUACACCAGCAGCUCUCAUUUGCACUAACCGAACAGCUACAAAUCCUAACAGGCAAAUAUUCAUUUCCAACUUCUUAUCAGCUAUGGAUUCAGUUACACCUCAAAUAGCAUCUCAAAGAUAUGCAAGAACUAUUAAUGGUACAGGAGACAAUACAGUAUAUGCAUUUGGUGAAUGUAUGAAAGACUUAUCACAAAAUGAUUGUGAUAUGUGUUUUGCUCAAUGUAAAACGCAGAUACUUAGAUGUCUCCCUUUUCAGUUGGCAACUAGAGGUGGUAGAAAUUAUUAUGAUGGGUGUUAUUUGAGAUACGAUGAUUAUAGUUUCUUUGGCGAAGCUAUGAGUCUUGGAGAUAAAACUGUUUGUGCUAUAAAUGAUUAUGGUGGUGGGAAUUUGAGUGUUUACAAGGAGAAUACUGUCGAAUUGAUCAGGAAUUUGAGUGUUGAAGCUCAAAACAACAAUGGCUAUUCUGUAGGGGUUGUCAAGAGAGGGAAUGUUAGUGUCUAUGGAUUAGUGCAGUGUUGGACAUUUGUGAAUGAAACUUCUUGUAGAAAGUGUUUGGAAAAUGCUACCGUGGCUAUAACUUCAUGUCUUCCUAAGGAGGAAGGAAGGGUCUUGAAUGCUGGAUGUUAUUUGCUCUAUUCGCCACAGAAGUUUUAUAACAAUUCAACGGCGUCCCCAUCCGCAAGUGGAAGUGGAGGAAGGCGUCGUUUAGCUGUUAUACUAGCAGGCAUUUCUUCUGUUUUGGCGUUUCUGAUGAUCGCUGCAGCUGGUGUUUUCUUUGGCAAGAGCAAACUUGCAAAGAGGAGGAGAGAGAGAAAGCAACUUGGCGUCCUAGCAGCCACUAUAUAUAGAUCUGAACUCAACUUCAAAUACGAGACACUUGAACGAGCCACAAAUUACUUUAACAGCUCUAAUAAACUUGGUCAGGGAGGAUCCGGUUCAGUGUUUAAAGGAACAUUGCCAGAUGGGAAGGUUGUUGCUGUAAAGAGGUUAUUCUUUAACACGAGGCAAUGGGUGGAUCAGUUCUUUAAUGAAGUUAAUUUGAUCAGCGAGGUCCAUCACAAAAACCUUGUUAAGCUGCUGGGUUGCAGCAUAACUGGCCCCGAAAGCCUUCUUGUUUAUGAAUACGUUCCAAACAAAAGUCUCCAGGAACACAUUUUUGGUAGACAUAACAGUCGGCCGCUAAGCUGGGAGGAAAGAUACAAUGUUAUUGUGGGAACAGCGCAGGGUCUAGCUUAUCUACAUGAAGAGUCAACUUUGAGGAUUAUACACAUAGACAUUAAGUUGAGCAAUGUAUUGCUAGAUGACAAUUUUGUGGCAAAAAUUGCUGAUUUUGGGCUUGCUAGACUUUUCCCAGAAGAUAAGACUCACGUCAGCACUGUCAUAGCAGGAACAUUAGGUUACAUGGCUCCUGAGUAUGUUGUCUGCGGGAAGUUAACUGAGAAAGCAGAUGUUUAUAGUUUUGGUGUGCUUGUUAUCGAAGUUGUCUGCGGGAGGAGAAGCAAUUCGUUCUCUGAAGAUUCGUAUUCCAUUUUACAGAUGGUUUGGAACAAUUAUGGUACAGGGAAAUUAUGCGACGAAGUUGAUUCAGCUCUGGAUGGUAGGUUUCUAGCUGAUCAGGUUUCUAGGGUACUCCAAAUAGGGCUUCUCUGUACACAAGCCUCUGCAGAAUUGCGUCCAGUAAUGUCAAUGGUGGUGAAAAUGCUCACUGAAAACUAUGACAUACCUCAGCCAACACAGCCACCAUUUCUCAGUUCUAGUAGCUUACCAAAGUCAUUCACUCCAAGUGAGACUUACAAAUCCCAGGCCAAUUCCUACACUGGAUCUUCUGGGAAUGACGCGACACACAGCUUAGUUGAAGCCAGAUGACCUGCUCUAAAACAUCUUCAACUUUUUUGUUACCUAAUGGUCCUAAUCCAUAGACUUAUAAUGCAUACUCAUCAAGUCACUAGGUUGGUUUUUGGUUGACUCGGGAUUCUGGUCAUUAUCCAUGCAAUAUUUAUUCAAUUCCCGAGCUUUCCUGAUCUUGAUGGGUUUCAUUAUGUGGAAGUAUGUCAACAAUGUUGAAGCUUCAACGAGAAAUCCUUUUAAAGCUCAGCAUGUGCUGAUGGAGAAAUUGCACAUAGCACAAGUCAUGCGAGGACGGGAGUGAUAUUAUUACUAGGCUGGUUGUGCAUUUAUUGUAUGUAGUUGAGUUUGAUGAACAGUACAUAUUAUACAACAAAGGCCAUUUGGUCCUUGCUGAAAUGAAUCUGAUAGAUUAGCAUUAA
Messenger RNA from Papaver somniferum (opium poppy), 2859 nucleotides. Its product is annotated as cysteine-rich receptor-like protein kinase 3. Gene Ontology annotation, biological process: protein phosphorylation. Gene Ontology annotation, molecular function: protein kinase activity; ATP binding. The record is from RefSeq and is a predicted model, not a curated record. Bases 500 to 2458 code for a protein of 652 amino acids. Lineage: Eukaryota; Viridiplantae; Streptophyta; Magnoliopsida; Ranunculales; Papaveraceae. The transcript has 7 exons.